UAAGACGAAUGCGCCACCAGCUCCCGGUAAUGGCAACCGCGUCUGGACUUUCUUCACAAGGAGAUAAGGGGGAAACGUGGCACUGACAGAACCCGCAUUGCAUCACGAACACCCGGUAGCCUACCCCGCUGUCGAUACAGCUCGAGCUUAUUUAUAUAAUACAUUAUUUAUAUAACACAUAAUUUGGCAAAAAAAUGACGUUCACAGUCACACACUCACAUUUGACGGGGUAGCUCUGCUGUCGCUCCGGGGCCAGCUGCUGUCUGAAUGCAUGCGCAUCGACGCGGAUGAACGCAGCAGUGUUCAGAAGUUUGAGGUGCUGUGUGCGCACAACCAAUCAAGGCACCAGCAACAGGCCACCAGUUUUCACGUUUACCCGAGGUGCAGAAGAGUGAAUGAGACAGGAGAUUGGAGUGGAGCGCCUCUGCUUGUGGAUGGACCACUGAUCAAGAGAAAAGAUGGAGGGGCGCAGCUGACGGUUAGGGAUCGUAGCCUCGAAGAGGAUAAACACACCAAAGGAACCGGACUGCCGGACGAGGGAAAUAUGUAUGGGCGUUACACACAGGAGCUCGGUGUGUAUGCCAAGGAGGAGGCGGCCCGCCUGCGUGAUGGCGGGGGGCUGCGGAGGGUCACCAGUGUUCGCAGUCGGUCGGCAGAGCUGCUGGAGUAUGAGAAAGACCCUUGCGCUAAGUGUCAUGUGUGUACGUCUCGCUGUCAGAAGUUCCUGAUCUCGCGUGUGGGCGAGGACUGGAUCUUUCUCAUCCUACUGGGUCUGGUCAUGGCCCUGGUCAGCUGGGUGAUGGACUAUGCUAUCGCCUUUUGUCAGCAAGCUCAGAAGUGGAUGUACGGGGGAUUGGACAGUAACAUGCUCCUGCAGUACCUGGCAUGGGUCACCUACCCAGUGGUGCUCAUCACUUUCUCAGCAGGGUUCACACAGAUACUGUCCCCGCAGGCUGUGGGUUCGGGUAUCCCAGAGAUGAAGACCAUUCUGAGAGGCGUAGUGCUGAAGGAAUAUCUCACCUUUAAAACAUUUGUGGCCAAAGUUAUUGGGCUGACCUGUGCUCUGGGCAGUGGCAUGCCCCUGGGAAAGGAGGGCCCGUUCGUUCAUGUGGCCAGUCUCUGUGCAGCCCUCCUGAGCAAGUUCUUGGCUGCCUUGUUUGGUGGACUCUACAAGGAAGAGCCCUUUGAGGGAAACAAGAAUGAGCUGAGGAACACAGAGAUGCUAUCAGCAGCGUGUGCAGUGGGGGUAGGCUGCUGCUUCGCUGCCCCCAUUGGAGGUGUGCUCUUCAGCAUUGAGGUAACGUCUACGUUCUUUGCGGUGAGGAACUACUGGAGGGGCUUCUUCGCUGCCACCUUCAGCGCCUUUAUCUUCAGAGUAUUGGCUGUGUGGAACCAGGACGAAGAGACCAUCACAGCCCUCUUUAAGACACGUUUCCGCCUGGACUUCCCCUUUGACCUCCAGGAGCUGCCAGCCUUCGCCAUCCUGGGAAUUGCGUGUGGUUUUGGUGGGGCUCUCUUUGUCUACCUGAACAGACUGAUAGUAGAGUGUAUGAGGAAACAAAAGACAAUCAACAAGUUCCUGCUCAGGAACUCCUCUCUCCAUGUCAGACGUCUGGUGUAUCCUGCUAUGGUCACCUUGAUCAUCUCAACCCUCACCUUCCCCCCUGGGUUUGGACAGUUCAUGGCUGGACAGCUGACGCAGCACGAGUCGCUGGUGGCGUUGUUGGACAACCGAACAUGGUGUCGGCAGGGCGUUGCUGAGGAGUUUGACUACAUCAGCCACUCCCACGCCUGGAAACACCCCCAGGUUAACGUCUUCAUCACUCUCAUCCUCUUCAUCGUCAUGAAGUUCUGGAUGUCUGCAGUAGCUACCACCAUGCCUGUGCCAUGUGGGGCCUUCAUGCCAGUUUUCCUCAUUGGUGCGGCAUUUGGACGUUUGGUAGGCGAGAUCAUGGCAAUCAUGUUCCCUGAUGGCAUCCAUGCUGAUGGCAGUGUCUAUCCUAUAGUGCCUGGCGGCUAUGCUGUAGUGGGUGCAGCAGCGUUGUCGGGGGCAGUGACUCACACGGUGUCGACAGCAGUCAUCGUGUUUGAGCUGACGGGUCAGAUCAGCCACAUCCUGCCGGUGAUGAUAGCGGUGAUCCUGGCCAACGCCGUAGCCCAGUCCCUCCAGCCCUCGCUAUACGACUCUAUCAUCAGGAUCAAGAAACUACCCUAUCUCCCUGAACUGGGCAUGGGGCACCACGAGAAGUAUAACAUCCGUGUGGAGGACAUCAUGGUUAGAGACGUGCGUUACAUCACUCUCUCCUCAUCCUACCGAGAGGUACAGGAGGUCCUGAUGACUGGACAGCUGAAAACACUGGCCCUGGUUGAGUCCACAGACUCUAUGAUCCUGUUGGGUUCUAUAGAGCGCUCCCAGCUCCAGUCACUCCUGUCCCUCCAGCUGGGUCCAACGCGCAGGCUCGACCACCUCCGGAGGCACGCCCAGGACAACGGCACACACACACACACACUGGGCGCGCACACACACCUGACCAGCCUGGACACCAUGGACAGUCCCCCCAGCCCACCCUGCACACACACACACUCCUACACCUCCAACUCCUCCAAUACCAGCGCACGCCAUGGGGUUCGCUUCCUGGUGAGUGUAGCGGAGAUCUCAACAGAGGAGUCCUCCUUCAGUGCAGCUGUGUCCAACUCUCAGCUGCCACUCAAAUCUGCAAUGAAAACUGUCCCUACUAUUCACAACACAGAGACACCCAACAGUAUACAUACUCUCUCAAUUAAUAGAGACACGCCGACUCCCUCUCCUCUGUCAGGCUCUCAGCAGACCCUUUCCUGUGGUGACCCUGAAAGAGAGCUACUCGAGAGCCCGGCAGAGCCAGAGGCUCCUGAGAGCAGGGGCCCCAAACGAGUCAGGAUCUCCAUGGCGGCGGAGUCCCCUGAAGUAGAGGAUGACAUGACCACAAACGAAAUAGCAGAGUGGGAGGAGCAACAGCUGGACGAGCCAGUGGAUUUCAACAACUGCAAGAUAGACCCCGCCCCUUUUCAGCUUGUGGAGCGGACAUCUCUGCAUAAGACUCACACCAUCUUCUCCCUGCUGGGACUGGACCAUGCCUAUGUGACCAGUACAGGGCGGCUGGUGGGCGUGGUCUCCCUCAGGGAGCUGCGUAAGGCCAUAGAGGGUUCAGUGACGGUGACAGGGGUGAAAGUUCGCCCCCCUCUGGCCAGUUUCCGUGACAGCGGCAACACUACCAGCGUUUCCGAGGUGACAGAGCUGCACAAGCUUUGGAACCGCCACAGAGGCCUCUCGUUACCACGGGAACCCACCCCGCCCGACAUGGAGGACCAAUUGGACGUUAUGGAUGAGGAGACCCCUGUCCACUUCAUACAGGACCAAUCAGAUAUGGAAUUUGAAACCAUCCCCACUGACAAUAUGGACCCACCAUCGGAAUUGGUUCUUCAGGAAAGCCUCUCAAUAACAGAGGACCAAACAGAAGAGUUUAUCUUAGAGUGCAGCCCUUCCCACACUGACGAAUCAGAGCUGGCCUGUGAUUUUGACCCCUCCCACCUCCCUGAGACUGACCAAUUGGAGCCGGCGAAGGAACAUGGAACCCCACCACAUGGAACCACAACCCAGAACAUAGAGCAAAUGGACCAAUCAGAACUGCAGUGUAAGCAAAGUCCCAACCGCACUGAGGACCAAUCGGAAUGACAGAAGGGGUGAGGGACAGUUAGGAGUUGCUUCGUGGUUCGUUGAGGUUUCUACAACCUUAGAGGUCACGUUCACCUGGAUCUGUCUGUGUCCACAAUGUAUUGUGUGCACGUGUGUUGGUGUAAAUGAGCUCGUAUUCCUGUGUGAGUGAUAGAGUAACUGAGUGAAUGUGACAACAUGGUUCUGUGUUUAACAAAGUGUUUUUGGGUGUGUGUGCGUGUGUGUGAGACUUGGUGGAACCUUGCCCAUGCACCCAUCUGGUGCUGACACUUCUAUUCUCAGUUUGAUUAUCAGAGCCAAACUACAUUUC
This is a messenger RNA of Oncorhynchus masou masou (cherry salmon), 4022 nucleotides long. RefSeq names its product chloride channel protein 2-like. The transcript is spliced from 25 exons. Gene Ontology annotation, biological process: chloride transport; transmembrane transport. NCBI's taxonomy places the organism in Eukaryota, Metazoa, Chordata, Actinopteri, Salmoniformes, Salmonidae. The record is from RefSeq and is a predicted model, not a curated record. Bases 272 to 3712 code for a protein of 1146 amino acids. Gene Ontology annotation, cellular component: plasma membrane. Gene Ontology annotation, molecular function: voltage-gated chloride channel activity.